Molecule: messenger RNA, 2749 nt
Organism: Manduca sexta (tobacco hornworm)
Lineage: Eukaryota; Metazoa; Arthropoda; Insecta; Lepidoptera; Sphingidae
Product: glucose dehydrogenase [FAD, quinone]
Exons: 4
Coding region: 754-2664 (636 amino acids)
Molecular function (GO): flavin adenine dinucleotide binding; oxidoreductase activity, acting on CH-OH group of donors
Source: RefSeq, a predicted model, not a curated record
GAUGUAGAAACGUUAAGCAUAAAUUAAAAUAUAAGCAACGUGAAAUCUAGUUUAACAAGCAUAUUCCGGUUAUUUUAUUAGUGUUUAUAAAUAUUUAAAAGCCAGUAUUACAUAAUCAGCUCUUCAACUUUUUAAAAAUAUAAUAUUAUCAUGCCUAUAUCCUAUAGGGGUAAGUAGAGAAUGUGAAUUGCUUUAGAUCUAGAUAUACUUCGUUUGUUCCGGCUGAUUUCUUGACCUACACUCUAAAAUGUAGAUUUGUCAUACUUUUAAUGCGGUCGAUCCUUAUUAACACAUUCUCCUGGCAUUCCUUUAUAAUAAUAAAACCAGAUUAAUGUAAUUUAAACAAGACAUACUGAUCAACUGCUCCCUCGUGCCUCCUCUAGUACUGAAAGGAUUUAGGCAUUAGUCCACCAUGCUAUUCUAGUUCAGUCGAACUUCACAUACCUUCUAAUUUCUUAUGUAUAACUCUUGGGUAUGCAGGUUUGUUGACAAUGUUUGCCUUUAAGGAUGAAGCAAACGAUAAUUCAAACAACCUUCGAUAAGUGAGAUAUACCUUAAUUUUUUAAUCUGCAGGCCAUCGGCCUACUAUCUCUGCAUCAAAAAAAGCGCGUCAAUCAAGCCGGCUUCUAGAAAGUAGCACAAGCCCUUGGUAGUCAGUCAAGGUGGCUUCCUGUGAGAAUUUCCCUUCCUGCAGGGCAUCCUGCCGCUUCCCUCACCCGGUUAUUUCACAUCUUCCGGCUUUGCAAUACAGGCAUGCAGCCGACCGUGCGUUCCUCAUUAGCCAAUCGUAUCAGUAGCGUCUUGAUAAACGGUUGCUUUGUGAUUUGUUGGUCAAGUGGAAAUAUGGAAUUUUUAAGACUGUUUCACACAGCAGUUCUUCUCUUGUCAUUGACCUGGUCAACCGAAGCUGAUCUGUUCUCCAAGGCCACCAGGACCAAGGCUGAUGAACGGGAUCUAAGGAACAGUGUGUUUGACUUCAUCAUUGUUGGAGGGGGCACUGCAGGAUGCGUGUUGGCUAAUAGACUGUCUGCUGUCGCGGAUUGGAAGGUCCUGGUCCUAGAAUCUGGAGACGAGGAGAACAUAGACUAUGACAUACCGGCUGUCCCAACCAUGGACUAUCGUCCCAUUCUCUGGAACUUCAGGACUGAGAGGAACGGUUAUUCCUGCCUCUCACGACCUGGGGGCAGUUGUGAGGUCAGGACUGGUAAGGUCCUCGGAGGGUCUAGCGUGGUGAACGACAUGAAGUAUACUCGAGGGUCGAAGGCAGAUUAUGAUGGAUGGCAUAGCACCGGUGCCUUGGGCUCUUUGGACUGGAAGUUUGAGAACUUAUUGGAGUAUUUUAAGACUUCUGAGGAUAAUGGUGACUACGACAUACUCAUGAACUCUUUCUACCAUUCUCGAGGUGGAGAAAUGCGCGUACAAAAGUUCAAAUACGUCGACCGUUACAUUGAAGUAUUUUCAAAUGCUUUCGCCGAAAUGGGUUUCCGAAAUUUGGACAUCAACACCAAUGUACCCGAAGCUAUAGUUUUUAAUCAAUUCACAGUCUCAAAUAACACAAGACUGAGUGCUAAUUCAGCAUUUUUGAAACCUGUUAGACAUCGUAAAAAUUUGACUGUGAUGAAAGAAGCAACAGUUACCAAAAUUGUUAUUGAUAAGCAAGAAAAGAACGUAGAUGCAGUGCUGUAUGAAAUAGAGAAAGGAAAGGAAAAACCUGCGUAUGUCAAACGAGAAGUUAUAUUAACAGGUGGAGCUAUAAAUAACGUUCGAUUGUUACAUUUAUCCGGAAUAGGACCUACUGCCGACUUAAAAAAACAUAAUAUUACUGCGCUAUUUGAUCUUCCUGUAGGACAAAACUACCAGGACCAAGUCUCUACAGGGGGACUAGCAUUUGUCCUUAAUGAUGUUGCGCCAGUCACUGAGAAUCAAGUCAUUAAUGACUUUAAAACUUGGUUUCAAAAUAGAAGCGGUCCGUUAGCUUCUAGAGGUAUUAAUCAAGUGUCUACAUUCAUACAGUUAUACGAAAAUACGAACGCACCAGACGUAGAACUGGCUUUAGAAGGAAACUUUAUUAGAAGUGAUAAGUUUAUGCUAACAAACGUUAGUGUCCAUGCAGCGGAAGAAUCCAACCUCCCGCUACCUUAUUAUAACUUGGUAAAUAUUUACCCAGUUCUUCUGAAACCUAAAAGCAGAGGAAAGGUCAUGCUCAAUAAAAGAAACCCAAAAUACGGUAGACCAGUAAUUCAAGCUAAUCUUCUUAAGGAAACUGAGGAUCUGGAUACUAUAGUAGAUAGUGUGGACAUAGCUUUGCAGCUUCUUGACACAAAAGAAAUGAAAAAAGCAGAAGUCAAGUUUGCACCGUUAGAUUUAUUCCCCUGUGAUAGACUGACUAAUAGAGAUCAAUGGAACUGCAUUACACGACACUACACUAAGGCUAUGGGGCGUCCUGUAGGAACGUGUAGGAUGGGGGAAAAUAGUAAAGAAUCUGUAGUCGACUAUCAGUUAAAGGUUCACGGUAUUGAAGGUCUUCGAAUAAUGGACGCUUCAGUCAUGCCUACUCAUGUGCGUGGAGGUAUCUUUGCUGCGACGAUGAUGAUUGCAGAAAAAGGUGCAAAAAUGAUUCUAAAAGAUUGGAAGGAAAACAAAGGUCAUUACUAUAAUAGAUGACAAUUAUAGGAUUUAGAUAAAUAAAAUAUAUUCUUAAUACCAAGCGUUUUUAAUUAAAUCACUAGCCUUUUCAGCGAUCAUUAUG